This is a messenger RNA of Penicillium salamii, 1098 nucleotides long. NCBI's taxonomy places the organism in Eukaryota, Fungi, Ascomycota, Eurotiomycetes, Eurotiales, Aspergillaceae. The record is from the annotation of a GenBank genome assembly.
AUGGCUCAAAACCAGCAGUGGAUGCCUCCUAUGUCCGCAUUUCCAAGGCCAGAGUCGCGACAAUCUCCAGGAGCCCCAGCUACAAACUAUGCCUUCCCGCCACCUUCAAAGGGAACACCACCUGCCAAUGGAGGAAAUGCACUGCCUCCCCCUCCGUCAAACCCGCCCCCAACAAAUUCACAAUUUUGUCAACCCAGCUAUUCUGGUCCACAAUUUGCUGCUCCUCCAACCUCGGCAAGCCCCCCAGUCCUUGACCACAAUGCCAUUAAACAAUACAACGAAGAAGCAUACCAACAUAAUGCAGCAAUUGGGAAACAGUUGGCAUCCUCCCAGUCACCUGCCUCGGCAGCAAGAAUGGAGAAGAUACCAGGUGGUGCGCCGGCAUUUGGAGAAUUCAUGGGAGCGCAUUCGUCCACCCAAGACGAUAUUGGGACAUUCAAUGGAGGCAGUUAUCGAAUCAGUCACCGGGAUACAAACUCACUUUUAACGAUCCAGUUGGCAAUGGGAUGUCCGUUGACAGUCAGACCAGGCGCAAUGAUUGCAAUGUCCCCCACAAUCACUCUCCGAGGAGCUAUGUCUAUAUCUCUGAAGAAGUUUAUCGCAGGAGGGAGCAUGAGUAUGUCCCACUACACCGGCCCAGGCGAGCUGUUGCUUGCACCAUCUGUGCUCGGAGAUGUCAUUGUUCACCGUGUCAACGAUGGGGACAACUGGAAGAUCGGUCGUGAUGCAUUCUUAGCGCAUACCAGCGGUGUGCACCACGAAUACAAAGCUCAAAGUCUGAGCAAGGGUUUCUUCUCCGGUGAAGGUUUCUUCGUCUAUCACAUCACUGGUACAGGGCUGCUGUGGAUGCAGAGCUUCGGUGCUAUCAUCAAGAAAGAUCUUAUCAAGGAUGAGGUUUAUAUUGUCGACAAUGGUCACCUCGUUGCCUGGAAUUGUGAUUACGAAAUGACUCGCCCUGCCUCAGGUGGACUCAUGUCAAGUUUCAGUUCCGGUGAGGGUCUUGCCUGCAAGUUCAAAGGCCCGGGGACAGUGUACCUGCAAACCCGAAACCUGAACGCCUUUGCUGCUCAGAUGAAGAUCAGCACAGCCAGCGGUUAA